AUCUGACUUUUGCAGAGGUAUACUUAGAGAAGUGACUUUCUGCCCGCCUGGACCUGUGUUUAAGCCCCGGAGGAUAUGAUGUUCACGAAACUCUUUCAGCAGUGGAGUUUCGCGGUGUUUCUGCUGAGUUAUUCUGUGCCCUCCUACGGAAGAUCGGUAGAGGGGAUCAGCCGCAGACUCAAACGGGCUGUAUCAGAGCACCAGCUACUGCAUGACAAGGGCAAAUCAAUCCAAGACUUACGAAGAAGGAUAUUCCUUCAAAAUUUAAUUGAAGGUGUCAACACUGCAGAAAUCCGUGCAACUUCAGAGGUCUCACCUAAUCCUAAGCCUGCUACCAACACGAAGAACUACCCUGUCCGAUUUGGCAGUGAAGAUGAGGGCAGAUACCUAACUCAGGAGACAAACAAAUCACAGACCUAUAAGGAGCAGCCCCUGAAGGUAUCAGGGAAGAAAAAGAAAGCGAAGCCUGGAAAACGUAAGGAACAAGAGAAGAAAAAGAGGCGAGCUCGCUCAGCUUGGCUAAAUUCUGGCAUGUAUGGAAGCAAUGUAACUGAGAGCCCAGUCUUGGACAACUCCAUUACUACACAUAAUCAUAUUUUAAGGAGACGCUGAUAUUUUCAGCAAGACAACUUUGGAAGACAUAUUGCAGUAUUCUGUAAUAGUGAACAUAGAACAUAUGGGAAGUAUUAAAAUAUUUAUUACCUGUAAAUAUUGUAAAUGCUCAGAAUAAAACCUUUUUGUCCCAUUGCUCUCCGA
Molecule: messenger RNA, 756 nt
Organism: Lagopus leucura (white-tailed ptarmigan)
Lineage: Eukaryota; Metazoa; Chordata; Aves; Galliformes; Phasianidae
Gene: PTHLH
Product: parathyroid hormone like hormone
Exons: 4
Coding region: 76-612 (178 amino acids)
Biological process (GO): bone mineralization; adenylate cyclase-activating G protein-coupled receptor signaling pathway; osteoblast development
Cellular component (GO): extracellular region
Molecular function (GO): peptide hormone receptor binding; hormone activity
Source: RefSeq, a predicted model, not a curated record